This is a messenger RNA of Gongylonema pulchrum, 264 nucleotides long. The record is from the annotation of a GenBank genome assembly. NCBI's taxonomy places the organism in Eukaryota, Metazoa, Nematoda, Chromadorea, Rhabditida, Gongylonematidae.
UUGCAGAAUGAAAUCGUUGUAGCCGAUAAGGAUAAUCAUCGUGUGCAAGUGUUCAGCGAGCGUGGCGAUUUUUUGUUAAAAUUUGGUGAACGAGGCCGAACAGCUGGCCUGUUCAACUAUCCGUGGGGUGUUGCAGUGAAUUCGCACAACCAGAUUGCUGUUUCAGACACACGCAAUCAUCGUAUACAGGUCCGCUGUUUACUUGAAAUACCUGGAAUAAAUAGGUGUAAAAAUGAGCUGGAACAGCAAUAUGAUUAUAAAUAA